This is a messenger RNA of Spirodela intermedia, 3768 nucleotides long. The record is from the annotation of a GenBank genome assembly. NCBI's taxonomy places the organism in Eukaryota, Viridiplantae, Streptophyta, Magnoliopsida, Alismatales, Araceae.
AUGCCCGCUGGUGAUCAGAAAGGGCACGGAGGCGACGAUGGCGGACGUCGGGCCGGCGCCGGCGGGAACCCAUGGCAGGCGAAGGAGAGGGAAGACGGGCCCAAGGCGUGGGCCAUCCUUCUCUUCGCCUUGAUUGGCGCCACCGCCACAACUUACGCUGUACUCCUCUCUCUCUCUCUCUCGCUGUGUGCGUAUGUUUGUUGUGUGCUUUCCUGUUGAAUUUAGAGCAUCGGGAACAGAAGCAUGCUGGGAACUGUCUGGCUCCUCAAGUCGCCUUUUGAUUAUACCCGACUGGUAAUCAUUUCCGUCACUGCAAUUGCCGGGGUAUUGUAGGCACCAUUAUUAGAGCUAUGGAUCUUAUUUACGUUGACUUUGAGAAAAAUCCAAUCAGACAAGUUUGGGUGAAAUGCUCAUUCCAGCCUUCUCUGAUCUUCCGAAAUGAAGGGAGAGAAUUGCUCAAUCAAGCAUCAGAGAUACCACUGUUUGCCUUUCUGCUCUUUUUUUGGUCUCGUAAAUGUAAAGCAUAGACCCUUAAGAUUAAGUAUAAUUUUAUGUUCCACUCCCUAUGGACAGUUACCCUAAUUCUGUCUGGUCAAAGCUGCUGUGCGAUCUGUCUAUCUGUUAAUGGAGACUUAUUAUCUCAUUGGGUGUUUUGCCAGGUCGGUCAGAUGCGUAGGACUGUUGACUUCUUUUGGUCUCAGGUGCCCACAGUUGAUAAACACUCCCCCUCCUCUCCAAUUAUGGUAAAUUUGUGUUGCGUCAACUGAAUUGUGUAAAUGUGUAAUGCCCAUGUCGCAUUUGCAUCAAAAGAUGAAGUCACAACCAUUUUCGUCAUGGAAGAACACGACUGGCUCUGGUCAUGGAAGCUUUAGAGAGGAAGCCUGGAAGAGAUACAACCGUCGGCUGCAGGAGGAGUACGAGGAAGAAAUGGAGAGAGUGGUGAGCCCUUUUUAUAUUCUAAUUUACAUAUUUUCCAUCUUUUGCCUGAGAAAAGGAUACUAAUCCACGUGAAUCGCAUCAUUUGGAGGGUUGAACUUUCCAUUGACAUUCUCUGUUGUGCCAUUGUGUUCAUUCCACUCAGUAGCAUGUUGUGCUAUCAUGCGACAGGUUACGAUAUUUAGAAUAAUGUUGUGCCUAAAAAGAUUGGGUGUGAAUCACUGUGGCCUUGUGCUUUGGAUGAUAGCUCAAAGCGAUCCAUGCCAUGUUAAGAGGUUGGUUCACUUUUCUUCCUACUUGUUGAUGUUAGAAAACUAAGUUUAAAAAUCUAUCCUUUAUGGACUCAAAAAUCUUCAACUCUACCCUUGGUUGUGUUCAUGGUUAAUUGAAGCAAUGCUCCAUUAGAUCUCAUAAAAGAUGAAUUCGUCAUCAAGAUUUCGCUCCAGUGAUAUGUGUGCAUUCAUCUUCGGGGUAUUAGUGACCCUCGUGGACCAUUUCCCCUCCUCUACUUUGGUCAACUUUCGCACACUUGACCCUGCCAGGAAUUAUUUGAUAUUUUCUGUAUCUGCUGUUUCCUAUGAUAUUUUCCCUUUCUUGAGAUCAUGAAGCUUCUUAGGGAUCUCUAUCUGCAUUCCAGCAAUGAUGGCAUCGUCCUUUUGAAUGUUAUUGCCCCUCUCUCGGUUCGUAUUUGAUCAUAUUUUUCAUUGAUUAUUCGCAACGGCACGCAUGGAUCUCCAAAAUGAUUGCUUUUUAAAAUUUUUCAUGUUUCAUUUAUCUUUUCAUGCAAUCUAAUCAGAUAAUUUCUUGUAUUUGCGCUUGUUAACUUCUCGUUGCACAGGAGAGAAUAAGGCGGAUGCAAAGCGUGUUCAAUAGGGAGAGGAAUAAGUAUAAAAGAGGCUAUGAGAGUUGGAGGGAGAAUGAUGCAAAUGGCUAUCAUCAGCAUUUCCAACGGGAAGACUGGUACUGGAAGACGGAUUCAUCUUACAGGGAUCAAAGAGAUCAAAGAGCAAAAACCAAAGCUCAUCCCAGUUACAGCGGCAAUCAAACUCUGUCUCAUCACUAUUCAGUCCUGGGUCUUGACAGGUAUCAAUGGAUGUGAUAUAAUGUGAUGGUAGUUUUUUAUUUAGUUUGGUGCCUCCCCCUCAACAUGGACAUCAAUUAAAUAACUCGAUACCUAAGGGCAGUGUCUCUCUCUUCUUCUUCUUCUUCUCCUUCUUCAUCUUCUCUGUUCUUCGGAAGCCAACACAGCUACAAUUGCAUGCAGAAAGGAGGUUGGUGCAACUUAGCCCUUAAGGAGACUUGAAAUCCCUGUAAUCAGAUAAUUUAACCCUGAGAAGUAAUGGGGUUCUUGUUAUUUUUUAUAAAAUAAAAAAUUCCUUCUUAAUCAGGAACUGUUGUAACUAGAUUGGAGUUUUCUGAAUGGCAACAAAAAUUUUGAUCUUCUGAUCUUCACCUCCCGUACACUGCAUCCUUGUAGUUAUCAAGAUGAACUAAUCGAUGAUCGUUCAGUGUGAGUGGUUGUGCAAAAGGGCUGAUUUUCUUUUCUUUGUAAACAAGGAAAAAGAUGCACAGUGAAUCUGAUAAACGGUAAAAAUGGAAAUGCUGAAAGUGGCCUCAUGUUUUUGAGCUGCCUCGAAAACUUUAUCUUCCGUUACUACCUGCUAUGUAUUUUUCUCAUGCCAAUUGAAUCUUAACAAAAGUUGUCCCCUGACCGAAUUGAACAAAAAUCUAAGCUGUCGAUGAACAUGAUUCACUAGUAAUGAGAUGACUUAUCCUCUGACUCAUUCCUGAAAUCGAGUUGAGGAUUUUUUUCUUUAUAGUAUUUUUUUUAUUGAUUUCAACGGUUCAUUUAUUUUUUUCAUCCAUAAUAUCUUGAAUACCCUGCACAUUGGUGGUGUUAAUUGAGAAUUUUUUUUAUUCACGUUACUAGAACAAGGACCCCAUCAUGAACUUUGUACGCAUCCACUUUGGUGGUCGCAAGUCUGCCUCCUGUAAAAAAAAAGGAUUUUAAAUGGGUGAACCCCCUUUAUUUUGGAAAUUGUGAUGCUGUGGCUGCAAGAUACAACUAUGAGCAACAAAUAUAAUAAGGUUUUCAAUAAUUCGGUGUGCUUUAUUUUUUAUCCAAUUCUGAUGGGUCAGUGAUCUCAUUUGCUCUUAUUUUCUUUCUUUUAGGUCAAGAUCAACACCCUACACCGAUGCAGAAAUCAAGGUACCACCCACUGUGCAUCUUUUUCCUGUACAAGUCAUGAAUUUCAUUCACAUCAUCAAACUGGAAUUAGCUUAUGAGCUCUUAGCCCUUUGAGACCCUCUCCUAAGAAAACUAGGAAUUCUCGGUACAUAUGCUGCCGGGUGGGAUUUUGGGGGGUGGGAUAAAUGGGGAGAACGUUCAACCUUCCUGUUAUAAUUUGAAUUAGUUUCCAAAACGGAUGUGGGUUAGAGUGAGAAUUAGAAGUAGUUGAGUUCAACUGAGUAGGUACAUUCACAGUCUCCAUCUCCCAAGCAGUAGUCUAUACGUUCAUGAUGGUAUUUACAUGAAGGUUUCUUCAUGUAUUGCUGCGCAUCUGAUGGUUAAUGGAAAGGUUUCUUGCUUGUAGACUGCUUUCAGAGCGAAGGCAAUGGAGUAUCACCCUGAUCAAAACCAGAACAACAAAGGUCUGCCCUCUGAUCCAACCUUGAACUCCCUGCACUCAAACAAUUUCUGUUUCUAUCUCUCUGUGUUUCUUGACGGAUCAGCACUCAAAACUUAUCGCAGAGGCUGCAGAGGCCAAGUUUAAGCAGGUGCUGACAUCAUACGAGGCGAUCAAAUUGGAGAGGAAGAACGAGAGGCUUUGA